ACUUUAAACCUUUAAACUUCCGGUUCAAUGGUUGCUAUUUCCCUUGUCGCAGCGUUUAUGUUCCGUUACCAUAGCAACGGAGCAGCUCGACACCGGAGGACACGGAGAAACAGCCGUCAUCAUCCGCAUCAGUCUGACCGGAAACAUGUCGUCACCGAGGGUGGGCGUGGUCAGAGACUCCAUGCUGACCAAUCCGCUGCUGAUCAAGGCGUCUCUGGGUCAGACCCAGUCUAGAGGUCUGUCAGUUCCUGGUCCAGAUUUCACGUUUGGAACCAGCAGCGGCUCUCUGAGAGACGGAGGCGUGGCCGAUGUUCUGUCCAGUUGGAGGAUCCAGUCCAGACGUGGAGACUCUGCUCCUCAUCGACCCGUGGUUCCGGACUUCGUGUCUCUGAACCGGGAGGCAGUGAAGUCUGGUCUGGUGACGUCCAAAGAGAUGAGUCAGUAUCGGGCCCAGGGGGGCGGGGCCAAGACACAGAGAGGCCCCGCCCCCAGGCAGAUGCUGGAGGGCGGGGCUUCACGGCGCCCGGUGCCCGACAUCACCUUCGGAGUCACAAUGAGGGCGUCGUCUCCUCUGUCAGACCUCCUCUCUCAUCAGUACGCUCGCCGCUGGCUCGACGAUCAGCUGAGCAGGAAUCAAACCGCCAACCACAAACAGCUGGACAGGAUAAAACCAGGUCGUAUCCCAGAGACCAGGGCCAGUCUGCUGAGGAGGAGCAGAGCUCUGCCUGUAACACACACACUGUUCAGACUGCCACGCUUCACACAGGUUCCUCCUGCUCUGGACACCUUCAGGGACCAGGAGGCUCGUCUCCGGGCGUUCAGGGCUCAUCAGUCAGACUCUGUGUCCAGGAGAGGACACCAGGGUCUGGGCACCUACAGUCUGGACUGAACCUGAGGACCGGACCCAUC
Molecule: messenger RNA, 909 nt
Organism: Lates calcarifer (barramundi perch)
Lineage: Eukaryota; Metazoa; Chordata; Actinopteri; Centropomidae
Gene: cfap77
Product: cilia and flagella associated protein 77
Exons: 7
Coding region: 146-889 (247 amino acids)
Source: RefSeq, a predicted model, not a curated record